GACUUGCUUUUAUAAAUUACUACAAUCUUCAUUCAUUCCUGCACAUCUUUCUCUCCCUCUUCAAUUCCCAAAAACCCAAACGGUAAUAUGACCUUAACACUGCAUUCAUCAACUUCUUUUAUCAAUCUGAAUGACACCAAAAGCAUCAAAACCCCUGAUGAUUUCUCCGGCACAGUUUGCUUCACGCAAAUCAAGCUAUCAUGCCGCCUUAGAGCAAAGCAUGCAAUCCAAGAAGUACAGCUUUCACAUGAUAAUAACUUCAUGAUGAAGAGCAGAAGUGACAAGUGGGAGAAGCUACAUGCAAUAUCAGGUCCUCAUAGUAGCAAUGUUGCUAAGGUGCCUGUGUUUGUGAUGCUGCCGCUUGACACAAUGACACUAGGGGGAAAUUUGAAUAAGCCACGAGCAAUGAAUGCUAGCUUGAUGGCCUUGAAGAGUGCAGGUGUAGAAGGAGUGAUGGUUGAUGCCUGGUGGGGUCUAGUGGAGAAAGAUGCACCUCUCAAGUACAAAUGGGAAGGAUAUGCUGAGCUUGUGCAGAUGGUGCAAAAGCAUGGCCUGAAGCUUCAAGUUGUUAUGUCCUUCCAUCAGUGUGGAGGGAAUGUUGGAGACUCAUGCAGCAUUCCCCUGCCUCCAUGGGUGCUUGAAGAGAUUAGUAAGAAUCCUGAUCUUGUCUACACAGACAGAUCAGGUCGGAGGAAUCCCGAGUAUAUAUCCUUGGGUUGUGACUCAAUACCAGUGCUCAGAGGAAGAACACCCAUACAGGUGUACACUGAUUACAUGAGGAGCUUUCAGAACAGAUUCAAAGAUUACCUAGGUGAAACUAUUGUGGAAAUUCAAGUGGGGAUGGGACCCUGCGGAGAGCUAAGAUACCCAGCUUAUCCAGAAAGCAAUGGAACAUGGAGGUUUCCUGGAAUUGGUGAAUUCCAAUGCUAUGACAAGUACAUGAAAGCUUCACUGGAAGCAGCAGCUGAAGCAAUUGGAAAGAGGGACUGGGGACGAGGUGGACCCCAUGAUGCUGGCCAUUACAAUCAAUUUCCUGAAGAAACUGGAUUUUUCCAAAGAGGUGGAACAUGGAACACUGAUUAUGGACAGUUUUUCUUAGAAUGGUACUCAGGCAAGCUACUGGAUCAUGGUGACAGAAUCCUAGCAGCUGCGAAAGGAAUAUUUCAAGGAUCUGGAGCAAAGCUAUCUGGAAAAGUAGCUGGAAUUCAUUGGCAUUACAGAACAAGAUCUCAUGCAGCUGAACUCACAGCAGGUUACUACAACACCAGACACCACGAUGGCUACCUACCAGUAGCACGAAUGUUUAGCAAACAAGGAGUUGUAUUCAAUUUCACCUGCAUGGAAAUGCGAGAUCAAGAACAACCUGAAAGCGCAAACUGCUCACCAGAAGGAUUAGUGCGGCAGGUGAAGAUGGUCACAAGAACUGCUGGAAUUGAACUGGCUGGAGAAAAUGCAUUGGAGAGGUAUGAUGCAGGUGCAUACGCACAAGUUUUAGCAACAAGUAGAUCAGAAUCUGGCAACCAAUUGGCAGCAUUUACGUAUCUAAGAAUGAAUAAGAAGCUGUUCGAAAGGAGUAAUUGGCGACACCUUGUGGAGUUUGUAAAAAGCAUGUCAGAACAGGGCCAAAACAAAAGACUAGCUGAGUGCGACUCCAGAGGAACAGACCUUUAUGUUGGCUUUAUCAAAGACAAGAAUGUCAAAAGGACCAAGGAAGCUGCUCUUGCAUAAACAUAUGCACAUAUUAAUGUAUAAUCAAUAAUGGUGAAAAGAUCAGUACAGCAUAGGCCAAGGAGGGGAACAACUAGCAGAAAAAAGUAAAGAAAUAUCACACAAAACACCAUACUUUUGGCUUGAUAGAUAUGCCAUACUCUGAGAUGGUUAGAACAAGAAUAAAAUACUGUGUUUAUAUCUAAUGUUUUCUAGUCCAAAUUAAGGACAUUUGACAACUGGCCAUUAUUUUAGGGCCUCUUCAUGGAACCUCAAGAGAUUAGAGUUGUUCCCUUGAGGUUCACACUAUUCGGUCAAUCCAUUUGUUUGUCUCUACAGAAUUAAAAAUUCA
Messenger RNA from Manihot esculenta (cassava), 2059 nucleotides. Its product is annotated as beta-amylase 3, chloroplastic. The record is from RefSeq and is a predicted model, not a curated record. Gene Ontology annotation, biological process: polysaccharide catabolic process. The transcript has 4 exons. Gene Ontology annotation, molecular function: beta-amylase activity. The coding region runs from base 88 to 1728 and encodes 546 amino acids. Lineage: Eukaryota; Viridiplantae; Streptophyta; Magnoliopsida; Malpighiales; Euphorbiaceae.